This is a messenger RNA of Vitrella brassicaformis, 3604 nucleotides long. The record is from the annotation of a GenBank genome assembly. NCBI's taxonomy places the organism in Eukaryota, Vitrellaceae.
AGGUGUCCUCAAAGCGACGUCCCCUUCUCCAGCAUCGAUUCGAUCUCUCUCGCGAGCUUCAAACAUCCUGCGGCCUUUGUGGCUCGCGGGAACACGACACUCAAGCCGAUCUCUCUUGAUGCGGCGAUGACACCAAGCCUCUUCAUCGCCGUGUCUCUCAAGCCUCUUCAUCGCAACGAUGGCAUCGUCGAGCUCUUCGGGGCAAAUGACUCAUCCACAGGUGAGAGCAGAACAGCACACGACCACACAGCACAGACGCGCACGGCUGAUCUGUCCCGCAGGCGGCUGUCGGUGCAUCGCCGUGUCGGUAUCUCGCGAGAGAGAUCAGCACUCUUCAUCGCCGUGUCGGUGCUUCAAGCCUUCUCUCUUGCGAUAGGACGAGAUCUGCACUCACUGGAACACGACAGUUUCCGCCAACCGGAGGUCUGUCCUCUCACACAAACGGCACGCCAGCGGCUGCGCUCAAAAGCGAAGCCGUCGACUUCUCCUCUGGAAGGGGGUCGAUCACGCGAGCUCAAAGAGGGGAGGCGCAUUCUGCGGCUUUUGGCGUCAGGCAGACGAGGCCAUCGCUCAGAGGACUCCCUCUCUGUCCCGCACGACAGAAAUCUCAUCGCACCUCUGCCGUGUUCGUCGUGAGCCCUCCCGUUGGCGGAGUGCUGCGCGGCGUUGUGACUGAUUGGCUCAUUGACUCAUCGGCUGACUGAUUUGCUUGUCGGACGUUCGCUGCCCUCUCACCGGUAAGCACAGCACGACAGAUGACAGACAGACAGACAGACAGACAGACGUGUGAACGGCACACUCACUGCGCCACUGUGUGUGUGGUGGUCUUCAGGCGUCGUGUGGGCUGCCGUGAGCACAGCGGGCGGCGGUAUGUCCAGCACAUCGGCAUCAGCUGCUGCCGCAGGUGGGCUGACUCACUGAGUGGGAGAGGGAGGGGAGGGCUAACCUGUGUGUGGUGUGGUGUGUGUUGGCCAGGUGGUGGUGGAGGUACCGGUGUGUUUGGAGUCAAUGACGUCAAUCACAGCGCCACACACGACGAUGAGCAGUCGGUGAGCCAUGGUGCCGCCGCACAAGCAAAGAUCGUCAUGGACUCGUCUGUCUGGUUCUCGUGAGUGAUGAUGUUGUGUGCCGUGUGUACCUGCCGGCAUCGCCUCCUUUUGCAGAAGUCGUCUGAUCUGUUGGCGUGCAUGGUGAAGUUGCACCAUCAAGUAGGUGGCUUGGCUGCAGGCUCAGACGAGAGGACAUGUGGGCAGACAGUGGCGGGUGUGACGUGUCAUGUGUGUCGUGCGUGCGGUGUGUGCAGAUGGGCGACUCGAUCAGAUAUCUCGCUGCCAAGGUGUGUCAGUGGGUCGACAAAUGGCUGACUGAGCACACAUCACAUGGUGUGUCAUUGCUCACUCCCUCCUUCUUUUGUAUGUGUGUGGUUUGUGGCUGUAUGUGCAGGGGUCUGUCGUUGAGAGUCACCUGUCGAUGCUGGAGAGAGCCAUCGCAGACACCUCGAGUGCACUCGGCCGACUCAAUGGACUGGCACUGGUACGCACACACGCAUGCAUCACUCAUCCGCCCUCCGGCUUUUCCUUUUUAUGCUCUGGUGUGUGUGUGGCUCAGUUGGAGGGCCACUUCAAGAACUUCGCAUUUGUCCCUCCAGACGAUGAGGUCGAGGAGGGGUGGAGAAGGAUCGAACCCCUCUUCGCAGAGGUACGUGCAUCGGACCCACCGAUGCGAUGGACGCACACCGACAUUGUGGCCACUGACCUGCCUCAUCUGAUCUGAUCUGCAGGAGUCGUCCAGCAAUGGGGAUCUCUCUGACCACUCAUCCGACGCAGUCGACUCGCAGACAGAGACGGUGGCACAGGUAGGUACGAAGCCACGUAUUCCGUAUGUGUGUGUGUAUCUUCUUUCUUAUUGCAUCGCGUCGCUUCUUUUGCUUCAGGGCCGUAGCAGCCGAUUUGCCGACAAGGCCGUCACUGAUGAGACCACUAAGGCUACAAAGACACAGAAGAAGGUACGACAGCUGAGCUGCUACACCGUGCUGCCGACAUCAUGACGGCCGACGUAUGCUGCGCUGCGCGUGCCAUUCGUUGUCUGUCAGGCUCAUUUGGUUGGGUUUGAGUUCGUGCGGCAGCUAUACACCCUGCCCGAGGCCCUCAUGCACGACACACUCCUCCCCCUCAUCCACCAGCACCCCCACACCGCACUCGCCAAGGUCAGCAGUGCCCUCUGCUGCACCUCACCGGCAGUCGGCAGCGCCGUCGCGGCCGCCCUCAUCCCACAAAUCGACAGCAUCAUCCAGCGCGACGGCCUCAGCGGCGUCACCAGCUACACCCAGAUCCGUCGGCACCUGCAGCGGCAGCGGGUCGGGCGAUGGAUGUGUGUCGGCCAUUCCGAUUGAUCCGCUUGCACUACCUGAUGCUGACGGGGGGCGACUGGCGGGGCAACGUGCCGCUGCUGCGGCUGGCCAAGAGCUGUGGACGACUGCAGCAGCUGCCCAUCAAGCUGACGGGCGACGAUCUGCAGCACGUGGGCAGCAAGGCCGUCGUCGACAGCCGGCCGCCCAGCAUGAGGCAAUACGCCCUCUUCAGCCACCGACUGAGCGAGGGGAUGCAGCUGACGCGGGAUGCCAACGGGGAGGACGAGCUGGGCGUGCGUGAGGUGACGGUGCACAGCGAUGCGGCCGAUCCCCCGUGCCGACGUGAGAGAUGGGAGGGCAAACCACCACAGGAGAGCCAACUUGACAUGGAUGGUGUCUGCCGCUGUGGGUGUGGGUGUGUCUGCAGACGAUGCUCUCGAGUAUGGCAGCUGCAGAGGACUGAUCAUCAAGGAGUAUGCAGCGACUGAAAUGAGAGAAGACGACACAGCAAUGUGUCGAGUUGUGUCUGCCUUUUCCCUCGUUGCUCUUUCAGGUUGGCAUGGCUGUCGUCGUGUCGGGUGUCGUAUCACUGGUGGGAUCCGCCCUCUCCUGAGAUUGAUCACAUCGCUGGCCUGACCAGCCGCCGCCCAUUGGGGCUGCCGCACCAUCGGCUACCACGACGGCACCAUUUCAUACCGGCUCGUCAUACUGUGUGGCGACCAGGAGGGUGACGACUUUGCGGCAUACAUCAUCAUGACCAGGUGGCCUGAUAGGUCGGCAUCCAUCUCCCUCCGCACCAGCGAGGCGCCCCAGCAGGGCGUCAGUGGCCCUGCUGCCUUCCAGCGGGCAGUCGACAUCGCCCACAAGAAGAUGGGCGACGCCAUCACAGUACUCCCAAAGGUCAACGAGGCCAUCAACACAGGUACACACGCACGAGAACACCACGUGAGCCCAACACAAGAGUGAGACUGUCUCUUGUUUCAUGACUGCAGCUGGCGGGAUGGCGUCGACGUGACUGACAUGGACUUGGGCGGCGGCACACACGAAGACAUCGGAAGUAGCUGACGUGCAAUGGGGCGGCAGAGGGGAGGCCGCGAGAUGGACCGACCGACUGGACUGCCUUCAUCCGGUGUCUGUGGUGUGUUGGAAUCCCUGUCUUUUUUACUUCCUCGUGUGUCGAUGCGGUGCGUCUGCUUAUCUGUCUGUCUGUUUGGGUGGACAUACACCGCAUGAACCGACUGGGUGAGUGGCCGG